Messenger RNA from Penicillium robsamsonii, 1098 nucleotides. RefSeq lists its product as uncharacterized. The coding region runs from base 1 to 1098 and encodes 365 amino acids. Gene Ontology annotation, molecular function: oxidoreductase activity, acting on NAD(P)H, oxygen as acceptor. Gene Ontology annotation, cellular component: intracellular anatomical structure. The record is from RefSeq and is a predicted model, not a curated record. NCBI's taxonomy places the organism in Eukaryota, Fungi, Ascomycota, Eurotiomycetes, Eurotiales, Aspergillaceae. The transcript has 4 exons.
AUGUUCAAGCCUGCAGUUGCACACAAUGUCAUCAAGGCUCUGAACACCGUCCGCCCUGCUACAUGCUUCACCCGCCCUCUCUCAUACACUGUGUCACUCGGAAAGAAGAAGAACGAUGACCCUUUAAAAGACCCCAUCAUCUCUGCGACAACCAAGGCCCCCGAGGGUACUUCUGGUGUGGUGGAGGGCCAAUUCGCUCGCACCGAUGAAAGCGUCCACAUCGAAUACCCUCCCGACAGCGAGAUUCCCGCUCAGCCCGUGGCUCAGGGACGCGGUGGCAUGCAUUUCAAGCGUACACUGGCUCAAUUCUCACUUGAGAAAAAGGUCAGCGUCGUGACUGGUGGUGCUCGUGGCUUGGGUCUGGUCAUGGGCCAAGGCCUCGUCGCUUCCGGCUCGGAUUUGGCUAUCAUUGAUCUCAACGAGGACGAAGCCGAGUCCGCAGCUACCUCGUUGAUCGAGCAGUUCCGCAAGGAGAAUCCCGGUCUGGAAGACAUGCCCAAAGUCACUGCUCAUUACGCGGACGUCGCCAGCCCCGACUCCGUGCAGAACGCCAUGACCGAAGUGCUAGCCAAACAUGGCCAGAUCGAUAACCUGGUCACCUCGGCCGGCUUUACCGAGAACUUCGAGGCCAUCAACUACCCCUUCGACCGUAUGCAGAGACUGUGGGGCGUCAAUGUCGAUGGCACAUACCUCUUCGCCAUCAAUGUUGCCAAGCACCUGAUGGAGCGCAAGGCGCCCGGUAGCAUUGUCAUGAUCGGCUCCAUGUCCGGUUCCAUUGUUAACGUUCCCCAGCCCCAGGCUCCGUACAACGCUGCGAAGGCUGCUGUGCGCCACCUUGCCGCUUCGCUCGCUGUGGAGUGGGCUGGCCAUAGUAUCCGCGUCAACUGCAUUAGCCCGGGCUACAUGCUCACUGCUCUAACCCGGAAGAUCCUCGAUGAGAACCCCCAGCUUCGCGACCAAUGGAUCUCUCUCAUCCCUGCCGGCAAGAUGGGCACACCGGAGGACCUGAUGGGUGCCGUCACCUUCUUGCUCAGCGAUGCCUCCAAGUACGUCACUGGGGCAGAUCUCCGUGUUGACGGCGGCUACACCGUAACUUAA